Cicer arietinum (chickpea) is the source of this 1623-nucleotide messenger RNA. Its product is annotated as mitochondrial import inner membrane translocase subunit TIM23-2-like. Lineage: Eukaryota; Viridiplantae; Streptophyta; Magnoliopsida; Fabales; Fabaceae. The record is from RefSeq and is a predicted model, not a curated record.
AACAACUAAUUAAUAUGUAAACCAAAACAUGCUUGCCUCUGUUUUUUCCUUAUUUGCAGAAUAGAAAGCUUUCACAGUUUCAAGUUUCAAAACACACAAAAAGAGGCACUGCAACAUUGCGUGCCACUCACAGGAUUUCACGAAACCCUAACCCCUCUUUCAAUGGCGCAUAACGACUCAAACUCCGAUCCCAAUCCCCAAGCCCGAUUCUACAACCCAUACAAAGACCUCGAUAUUCCUAUUCAAAAUCUCUACAAACUCUCAACCUCACCGGAGUUUCUCUUCGACGAAGAAGCUCGCCGUAAACGCAGUUCAUGGGGAGAAAAUCUCACAUUCUACACCGGUUGCGGUUACCUCGGUGGUUCAAUCGCCGGUGUCGGACUCGUCGACGACAUUAAAGCCUUCGAGUCCAGCGACACCGCGAAGCUUCAGAUGACUACCUCAUGUACAUUGCUGCUACGUUUUUAUCUAACAGCUAAUGGAUCUUGAAGAGCAUUCUAGAACAGAGGAAAGUGACUUUGAAUUGCUCAAGAAGGCUCUUACCAUUGAUAACCAGAAAGAUAACAAACAGUUUGCAAUUAGAAAUCUUCACUCUUACAAUUUAUAACACAAUUAUCAAAUUUGAUUUCAACACUAUGCAUUGCACUUUCUAACACCUUUUUCUUAAUUUCCUUUGAUCAGAAUGGCAAAUGAUUCAGAGGAAACAAAGUUGAUGACUAGAAACAAAUGGUCUACUAUAGUAUAUAGGCGAGGUCAGAAGCAGCUAACUCGAUUAUUCUUGAAAGAAGCAGAACAUGCUCUGCAGUUAUCAAUGAUUGAAGAGAUGAGUGUUCAAGUUAGAUUUAGUUAAUUGGUAAAAUAAUAAUUAUUCUUUACCUUGUUCGUUUAGCAAAGUCUAAAGGUACUUGAGAUGUUUAGAGAUACUGACACAAUAUAGACCACUCCUAAGCUGAAUAAUCUAUUUGAUGUUUCUUCAGCUCCUUCAUCAUAACAGUCAGGAGGUUGAAAAUAAACCAUCAAUUCAAUUUGCGAGUUAGGAACUGUUCCUGACACAACUAGAUUUAGAAAGACGGUUUAUCAAGGGCAAAGAUAAUUAGGAUUGGUCCUAGGGUGGUUGGUUUUGUUUCUCUUAUUUUCAUUGUGGUUUUGUUUCUCUUAUUCUCUUAUUUCUCUUAAUCUGAAGUUGUAGAAUCUGGAGUUCUAUUUGGUGUCCUACAAAGCUGUUACGAAUGAUGGUGAAUUUAUUGCUGUCAAGAAGCUGAAUUCGCGCGGAGGAGCAUCGAGCAUCGACCGAAGCAUCUUAGCUGAGAUUUCAACUCUUGGAAAGACCAGGCACAUGAACAUUGUGAAGUUGCAUGAAUUCUGUUUUCAUGAAGAUUCUAAUCUUUUAUCAUAGCAGUAUUGGAUUUCAACUCUUGGAAAGACCAGGCAUAUGAAGAUUCUAAGCCUUGGUGAAAAGCUUCAUUCAAGUUCAACAUUGUGUAUUGGAUUGGAAUGUUUGAUAUGAAAUAACUUUAGGGAUCUCUGUAACAGUAUGAUUUGCAAACAUGAUAUAAAUCUUGUUUAGCAUAAUAGUUGGAUUAUGCUUUAAUUAAUAUUUAGUUUUGAAUUUUGAACACGAUA